GCAGCGUUGUCUCAGUCUCGUUCGACAACGUGUGCCGUCCGGUCGUCUCUCGUGCGUCGCGUCGUGUCCCAUCGAAUCCGUCGAGUUCAAACCGAAAAUUUAACGUCGCGAUACUUGGAUCAACGGAUUUACUGUAAAUUUUUAUUUUUUUAGUCGUCAUCCAACCGUAAGACGCAUAAUAACCGAAAAACAAACGGCCAAUAAUAAUUUUAUAAUUACGUGUACGGGUCAGUUUCGCACGUGCAGACGUCGCUUAGCUAUCGUCGUAGUCCUCCGUCUUCUCGCGGCCACGCGCUGAUAGCGGUAUUGCUGCAGUGGCCGAAACGCAUGGUGGCCGUCGUUCGACACGAACCGUGGACAUGAACGGCGGUCGAGUAGCCAAGCGGCUGCUGGCCGUCGUGCUGGCCCUCAGCACGCUGGUCACGCUGGGCUUCUACUACAACGGCUUGUCGUCCGGCGUCGGCGUCGGAGGCGGUGGUCGUUCGGACGACCGGCCACAGCCGGCAGCGUUAUUGCCGGCCAUCGAGUGGCCACAGCGCUCCGAGGACGAUUCGUCGGCCAAUGACGUCGCACCGUCUGCGCACAGAAAGCGGCCGGGGGUCGCCCUGCAACACAGGGUCGCGCCGCUGACGGCCACCGUGGACCGAGACACAUGUCCGGUUCUUGGGUUGGCCAACACUACCAUUGACACGGCUGCGGAGUUCUCGCGAUUCGAGUUCCAGCCUUAUUGGAUGAAAAGUAAAGAAUAUUGGAACAACAGUUUCGACGAACGUUACAAGAAACUCCACGAAGACGUUAUCAAUAAAAAACGACUUCCACUCAAGAUUAUCGUGGUGCCCCAUUCGCACAACGACCCGGGAUGGCUGAGAACAUUCGAGGGCUACUAUCACUUGCAGACAAGCAAAGUGCUGAACUACAUGGUGGAAAAAAUGACAGUAUUAAAAAACAUGACAUUCGUUUGGUCCGAGAUAUCGUUUUUGGCGCUGUGGUGGGAAAGCGCUCAUCCAACGAAAAAGAAAGUGGUCCAGCGGUUACUGGCGGAAGGACGUUUGGAGAUCACUACCGGAGGAUGGGUGAUGACGGACGAGGCAACAACUCACAUCUACGCCAUGCUGGAUCAAUUGAUCGAAGGUCACCAAUGGGUGAAGAACAACCUCGGAGUGAACAUCAAAACCGGAUGGUCGGUGGACCCGUUUGGACACGGUCCAACGGUUCCGUAUCUGCUAAAGAAGUCCGAGAUCACCGGCGGAACGGUCAUCCAGCGUUUGCACUACGCGUGGAAGGAAUGGUUUGCACGGACGCAAAACGGCGAUUUCAUGUGGAGGCAGAACUGGGACCGAACGGGUCACACCGAUACUUUGGUGCACAAUAUGCCGUUUUCCAUAUACUCGAUAAGAGGCUCUUGCGGUCCUCAUCCACAGGUGUGCAUCAAUUACGACUUUCGAAAGGUGCCCGGCGAGUUCACUGAUUACUCGGAACUGGCGGUUUUCAUAGACGACCAGAACGUGAAGCAGAAGGCAGACGUGCUGAUGGACCAAUACGGCCGCACGGCGUCCGUGUCGCCGUACAACGUGGCUCUGAUACCACUAGGAGACGACUUCCGGUACGACCACGACACCGAGUGGGACCAACAGUACACCAACUACAUGAAGCUAUUCGACUACAUAAACGCCAACAAGGAGAGAUACCACGGGGCGGAAGUAGGUUUCGGCACGCCGUCGGAUUUCUUCCGGGCGCUGAGGGCGAGAAGCGACGGAAAGUUCCCCACUUUGCGUGGAGACUUUUUCGUCUACAGUGACGUGUUCUCCGAGGGCCGACCGGCCUACUGGAGCGGAUACUACACGACUCGGCCGUACUGGAAGGUGCUGGACCGAGAGCUGGAGAGCAAGCUCAGGUCAACGGAAAUCUUAUACACGUUUGCCGUUAACGACGCUCGGCGGAAGAAGCUCCAGACAGUCAGGCUGCUGGAGCGGAACUACGAGAAACUGACCAGGGCCAGACAGAAUUUGGCGCUAUUCCAGCACCACGACGCCAUAACGGGCACGUCCAAGUCUUUCGUGAUGAACGAUUAUGCACUGAAACUAUUCGAGGGCAUCCAAAACUGUGCAGCGAUCCAAAGCUACGCGGUCCAGUGUCUGCUGUCAAAGGCCGGGGACUCGGGAGCGCCGCUAUCUGCAAAAAUUGUAGUGCCCGACAGUGACCGUCAGACGUAUGACCAGCCGACGUACAGGCUGGCGUUGAACAUCGACAAGUCUAGGCCCCGAAACGUGAUCGUCUUCAACCCCCUCGGCCGCCGGAAAACAGAGCCCAUAAAGGUUUUGGUAUCGGAACCGAACGUCCGGGUGGUGGACAGCGAUGGGUCAGUCGUCCGACACCAGAUAAACCCUGUAUGGAACCUGAGCGAAACUGCCGAGCAGCCGUUGACCAUGUCCAAGGUGUGCUUCGAACUGCUUUUCGUCGCCGUGCUGGAACCGUUGAGUCUGACCACGUUCACUAUCCAAAAGGCGCCGAACCCGGAAGGACUGGCGCUGGUCUACUGCAAAAACUGUGCGGGGCACUCUGUGUUCACCGUCAACCCAAUGAGGCUCGGUGACGUGCAGCUGGAGAACGAUCACAUUCAGGUGCUGUUCGAUGGAAAGACGGGCCUAUUGAGCUCGAUCGUUGACAAGGGCACGGGCGUGUCGCAGUACGUGAACAUUGACUUCGCCGCUUACCAAGCGGCACAGCUGCAUAGUGGAGCGUACCUGUUCAUGCCGGAUCCGAACCUGCGGGACACCGAGAAGAAGGUGCUAGACGACUACCCCGGCCCAUCGACAGUGAUCAUAACAUCGGGGCCCAUAUCGUCCGAGAUCACUGUCGUCUACGGAAUAGUUACCCACAGGGUGCGAUUGUACCACGGCAAGGGUGUGGAGAGCAAGGGCCUGUACGUAGAGAACGUGGUGGACUUCAAGCAGCCACCCAAGAACCGAGAGACGGAGCUAUUCAUGCGGCUGUCGUCUGGCAUUGCCAACGGUGAACCGGCAGUCAUUUACACAGACUCCAACGGGUUUCAGAUGCAGAAGCGGGUGACGGUUAAGCGGGUGGGCAUCGAAGGCAACUACUAUCCGGCCACAACGACCGCGUACAUCGAGGACGACCGGCACAGGCUGACCGUGCUGGUGAACCACGCUCAGGGUGCCGCUGGAUGGGAGCCGGGUCGAAUCGAGCUGAUGCUGGACCGACGGACGCUGUACGACGACUCUAGGGGUAUGGGCGAGGGGGUGGUGGACAACAAGCCGACGCUCACCAAGUACUGGAUACUGCUAGAAACGGUGUCGGACGACGGAAGCGGCUCGAAGGGCGGUGACCGGGUGUCCAACCCCAGCCUGGUGGCCAAUCAGCUGUCCGAGAGCCUGCUGUACCCAGCCGACGUGUUCGUCGUCGAGCCGGACACCGAACACCACCUCCGUCCCGGGCUUGCCAUGAUUGACAGGCCGGUGCCGUGCGAUGUGCACUUGAUGAACUUCCGGACCAACACCGAUCCGGUUUUCCAGCAGUUCCCGUCACCGUCUGCGCUCAUGGUACUGCACCGGAAGGGCUUCGACUGUCGGGUGGACAAGGGCUACCGGAUACCCGAUUGUCAGCUCAGGCGGGAUAGGGGAGUGUUCGACCCGGGCACCGCGUUCGCUGGGCUCGACCGCCUGCAGAUCGCCAGGACCACGGUCACCGGUAUGCAUCCAAUGGACUCCGUUGACCGACUCGACCAAGUGGAGGUGGCCCCGAUGGAGUUGGCUGUGUUCAACGUCACGUUUGUCGAUUGAAUGAGUCACUUCUCACACUCGUAUUCCCACACAACACACAAUUAAUAUCAUACGUUUGUAAUUUCUGUCCGUGACCAAAUUUCUAGAACCUCGUGCUGUGUAAGGAUAACGAAACCUGAUAUAAUCGACAAUAUUACAUCACGUACUAUUUUAUAGUAUGAACAAUGCCGUAUCUUUGAGAGAGAGGGUUUAAACCAACCCAUCCCCCCCCCAUUUUUUAAAAUCUAAUGUUAAAAUGUAUAAUCAGUUUUUAAAAAAAAAGUAAUAUUUCAUUCCCACCACCCCCUCAGAUAAUUUGCUCUGAACACGGCCUCGCGUACGAAUCUUUUGUGAGAAAACUGCUAACUAUAAAAUAUAUUACAUGUAAUAAUAAUAAUUAUUAUUUUUUUACUAUUUUACUCCAAUUUAUUGUACUAUCUAUUACAACACAGUAUAAUAGGUAUACGAUGAAUAUUAUAUUUUAUAAUCGACUCGAUUGUACAGAUAGGUGUUAAUUUUAAGUUUCUCGCACGUCGACUGGCAGCAGGUUGUUUAUAGGGAUGUGCGGAUCGACACGAGACUCCCCCGUACAAGGAAGUUCGUUUCUCGCAGACGCUUAGCGUGAAAACGAUGCGUGAAUACGUAAUAUGUUCACAAAGUUUUUGCCACGCAGAAGUGUAAUAUAUAGAUAAACGUAAGCGAUUAUAAUAUCGUUAUGACGUUAUCGUUGUUUGUAAAAAAAAUAUAAUAUGUUAACUUGAAACUUGUAUAUUAUUUUCUCGCAACAUUAUACUAUUAAACCUAAAAUGUUAUAUUUUGAAUUUAAAAUUUGUUGAAAAAUACUAAAAAAUAUCAAAUCAAAUGUAACGCAUGUCUGCAGUCGUCGUUAUAGUAUUAUUAUUAUAUGUUACGGAUAUUAUCACUGCACAACGUUCAUAAUAAUAUUGUAUAAUUGUUGUUUAUAAUAUUGUUUCUUUUUUACUUAUAGAAAUUAUUAUGGAAA
Molecule: messenger RNA, 4782 nt
Organism: Myzus persicae (green peach aphid)
Lineage: Eukaryota; Metazoa; Arthropoda; Insecta; Hemiptera; Aphididae
Gene: alpha-Man-IIb
Product: alpha-mannosidase 2
Exons: 6
Coding region: 360-3800 (1146 amino acids)
Biological process (GO): protein deglycosylation; mannose metabolic process; N-glycan processing
Cellular component (GO): Golgi membrane
Molecular function (GO): alpha-mannosidase activity; carbohydrate binding
Source: RefSeq, a predicted model, not a curated record